Molecule: messenger RNA, 7548 nt
Organism: Saimiri boliviensis boliviensis (Bolivian squirrel monkey)
Lineage: Eukaryota; Metazoa; Chordata; Mammalia; Primates; Cebidae
Source: RefSeq, a predicted model, not a curated record
AUGGCGAGGAAGCUCAGUGUAUUGGAAGUCCUUCUGAUCGUCUUCUGCCUAAUUGUGGUGGCCGUAGAUAUCCUCUUGUUGCUUCUUGUAUUGGAGGAACCUUCAGAUACUUCAUUUACUCCAGAGUGUCCAGAGAUUGACCAAUCGGACAGGAUAGACUGCACACCUGGCCAGGCGGUGACAGAGGAUACCUGCAGAUGGAAAUAUAAGUGCUGCUGGUCGCCUGUGGCAGAUGCCAAUGUCCCUGCCUGCUUCUUCCCCAGGAACUGGGGCUAUGAAGCCAGCAAUGGCCACACAAAUACAAGCACAGGAUUUACUGCUCAGUUGAAAAGGUUGCCAACCCCAUCUCUGUUUGGAAAUGAUGUCGCCACCACCCUUUUCACAGCUGAAUAUCAGACAUCCAAUCGGUUUCAUUUUAAGAUCACUGACUUUAAUAACAUGCGCUAUGAAGUUUCCCAUGAAAAUAUUGAGACAAUUAAUAGCACUCCUAAUGUCACCAAUUUGAGCUAUUACAUGGAGGCUACUGAUAAACCUUUCAGCAUCAAAAUAAUGAGGACAAGCAACGGAAGAGUCUUGUUGGACACGAGCAUUGGGCCCCUCCAGUUUGCCCAGCAGUACCUGCAACUGUCUUUCCGACUGCCCAGUGACAAUGUGUAUGGGCUGGGAGAGCAUGUGCACCAGCAGUACCUUCACAACAUGACCUGGAAGACCUGGCCCAUCUUCACCCGGGAUGCCACCCCCACUGAGGGCAUGAUUAAUCUGUACGGAGCUCAUACAUUCUUCUUAUGCCUUGAAGACACCAGUGGCUCCUCUUUCGGAGUGUUUCUGAUGAACAGUAAUGCCAUGGAGGUUACCCUUCAGCCAGCUCCUGCGAUCACUUACCGCACAAUUGGGGGCGUUCUUGAUUUUUAUGUAUUCCUAGGAAACACUCCAGAACAAGUGGUUCAGGAAUACUUGGAGCUUGUUGGACGGCCAUUCUUGCCUUCCUAUUGGAGUCUUGGGUUCCAGCUUAGUCGCAGGGAUUAUGGUGGCAUCAAUAACUUGAAAGAAGUUGUAAGCCGAAAUCGUUUAGCUGAGAUACCAUAUGAUGUCCAGUACUCUGACAUAGACUACAUGGAUGGAAAGAAGGAUUUCACUGUUGAUGAAGAUGCUUACUCUGGUCUCUCAGAUUUUGUCAAGGAGUUACAUGACAAUGGUCAGAAAUAUCUAAUUAUUAUGAAUCCUGGCAUCGCCAAAGACUCUAGCUACGAGCCUUAUAAUAACGGAAGCAUAAAAAGAGUGUGGAUCAUGGGGAACAAUGGCGCUGCUGUUGGGGAGGGAUAUCCGGGACCCACAGUCUUUCCCGAUUACAGCAAUCCAGAGUGCACCGAGUGGUGGACAGAUCAGGUCCUUAACUUUCAUAAUCGUCUGGAGUUUGAUGGAGUGUGGAUUGAAAUGAAUGAAGUAUCUAGCCUGCGUCAAGCUUCUGAUCAGUGUGAAUCAAACACCUUGAACUUUCCUCCUUUUACUCCUAGAGUUCUGGACCACUUACUAUUUGCAAGAACCCUCUGCAUGGACACGGAAUUUAACGGGGGCCUUCACUAUGACUUCCACAGCUUGUAUGGCUACUCCAUGGCCAGAGCCACAGACUCAGCCCUGAAAAAAAUCUUCAUGGAUAAAAGGAGCUUCAUCUUAUCCCGUUCUACUUUUGCUGGAUCUGGCAAAUUUGCUGCUCACUGGCUGGGGGACAAUGCAGCCACAUGGGAUGACCUCCGAUGGUCUAUACCCAGUAUCCUUGAGUUCAACCUGUUUGGCAUCCCCAUGGUAGGUGCCAACAUCUGUGGUUAUUACAACAGUGUCACAGAGGAGCUCUGCAGAAGGUGGAUGCAGCUUGGAGCGUUUUAUCCACUAUCAAGGAAUCACAAUGGACCUGGGUUCAGGGACCAGGAUCCUGCUGCCUUUGGUGCUGACUCCCUGCUGCUGAAUUCCUCCAGACAUUAUCUGAACAUCCGCUACACCUUACUGCCCUAUCUCUACACCCUUUUCUACCGUGCACACACCCGGGGAGACACGGUAGCGAGGCCCCUUGUACAUGAGUUCUACCAGGACUCAGCCACAUGGGAGUUGCAUGAGCAGUUCUUAUGGGGACCUGGACUCCUCAUCACACCUGUUUUAUAUGAGGGUAUGGACGAAGUGAAAGCAUAUAUACCUGAUGCCACCUGGUAUGACUAUGAGACGCGAGUGGCCAUCCCAUGGAGGAAACAGUUUGUGAAUAUGCUCCUCCCAGGUGAUAAGAUAGGACUUCAUCUUCGAGGGGGCUACAUAUUUCCCACCCAGAAGCCAAACACAACCACAGAAGCCAGCAGGAGGAAUUCCCUCGGACUCAUCAUUGCCUUGGACUAUAAGAGAGAAGCCAAUGGGGAGCUGUACUGGGAUAAUGGGGUAUCUAAAGAUUCUGUAACUGGAAAGCAGUAUAUUCUAUACGAUUUCUCUGUUACCUCUAACCAUCUACAAGCAAAGAUUCUUUUUAAUAAUUAUACGGACACUUACAACCUAAUGUUUACAGAUAUCACAAUCUUGGGAAUGGACAAACAGCCAGCUAAUUUUACUGUCUUGUUGAAUAAUGUCACCAUCUCCAGUCCAAGCGUUGUCUAUAAUUCUUCCACAAAGGUGGUAACCAUCACUGAUCUCCAAGGACUGGUACUGGGACAAGAAUUCUCUAUUAAGUGGAAUCUUCCUGUUGAUGACCUGGAGAAGUUCAAGUGCUACCCUGAUGAUCCAACAGCCUCUGAGGAGAGUUGUAGGCAGCAGGGGUGUCUUUGGGAGCACACAUCUACUCCUGGCGUGCCCACCUGUUACUAUGACACCAUCCCUAAUUAUGUUGCCAGUGACAUUCAGUACCAGUCCACUGGCAUCACUGCAAACCUUUCCUUCCUGAUGGCUUCUGAGUCAGCUGCUGUCACCGCCUCUGAUUCUCUCUCUGCAAAGAUCAGCUUCCUCCGCCUGAGUGUGAUCUGUCACACAGCAAACAUGCUGCAGGUCAAGAUCUAUGACCCCACUAAUAAAAGAUAUGAGGUCCCAGUGCCACUGAACACCCCUCCCCAACCAGAUGAUGACCCUGAAAACCGUCUGUAUGAUGUCAGGAUUCAGAACAAUCCUUUUGGAAUCCAGAUUCAACGCAAAACCUCCAGCACUGUGAUUUGGGAUUCUCAACUCCCCGGCUUCACCUUCAAUAAUACGUUUCUCUCCAUUUCUACACGUCUGCCCUCUCAGUACAUCUAUGGCUUUGGGGAAACUGAGCACACAGCUUUCAGAAGAGACAUGAACUGGAACACCUGGGGGAUGUUUGCUCGUGAUGAGCCACCUGCGUACAACAAGAAUUCCUAUGGGGUCCACCCUUACUACAUGGCACUGGAGGAGGAUGGCAGUGCCCAUGGAGUGCUCCUGCUCAAUAGCAAUGCUAUGGAUGUGACAUUACAGCCCACUCCUGCCUUGACAUACCGCACCACAGGAGGGAUUUUGGACUUUUACAUUGUUUUGGGGCCAACCCCUGAACUUGUAACUCAGCAAUACACAGAGUUGAUCGGUCGACCAGCAAUGAUUCCAUACUGGGCCUUGGGAUUCCAGCUGAGUCGCUAUGGAUACCAGAAUGAUGCUGAAAUCUCCAGUUUAUAUGAUGCAAUGGUGGCAGCCCAGAUUCCCUAUGACGUCCAGCAUGUAGACAUCGAUUACAUGGACCGGAAGCUGGAUUUUACCCUCAGUGCCAGCUUUCAAAACCUCAGUCUCGUGAUUGAGCAAAUGAAGAAAAAUGGCAUGAGAUUUAUUCUCAUUUUGGACCCAGCCAUUUCUGGCAAUGAGACCCAAUAUCUCCCAUUCAUUAGAGGACAGGAAAAUGAUGUGUUCAUCAAAUGGCCUGAGACCAAUGACAUUGUCUGGGGAAAGGUUUGGCCAGAUCUGCCUAAUGUAAAUGUAGAUGGAUCCCUUGACCAUGAAACUCAGGUUAAGCUAUACAGGGCCUACGUUGCUUUUCCUGACUUCUUUCGUAAUAACACAGCUGCAUGGUGGAAGAAAGAGAUAGAAGAGCUCUAUACAAACCCUCGAGAGCCAGAGAAGAGCUUGAAGUUUGAUGGAUUGUGGAUUGAUAUGAAUGAGCCAUCAAACUUUGUGGAUGGAUCCGUCUGGGGCUGCAGAAAUGAAACACUAAAUAACCUACCCUAUGUGCCAUAUUUGGAAUCUAGGGACAGGGGCCUGAGCAACAAGACCCUGUGCAUGGAGAGUCAGCAGAUCCUCCCAGACGGCUCCCCCGUGCAGCACUACAACGUGCACAGCCUAUACGGGUGGUCCCAGACCAGACCCACAUAUGAAGCUGUGCAGAAGGUGACAGGACAGCAAGGGGUUGUCAUCACCCGCUCCACAUUUCCCUCUUCCGGACGCUGGGGAGGACACUGGCUGGGAGACAACAGAGCUGCGUGGGACCAACUGGCGAACUCUAUCAUUGGCAUGAUGGAGUUCAGUCUCUUUGGAAUACCUUAUACAGGAGCAGAUAUCUGUGGGUUCUUUGGAGAUGCUGAAUAUGAGAUGUGUGUUCGCUGGAUGCAACUGGGGGCCUUUUAUCCAUUUUCCAGAAACCACAACAACAUCGGGUCAAGGAGACAAGAUCCUGUGGCCUGGAAUUCAACCUUUGAGAUGUUGUCCAGAAAAGUCCUGGAGACUAGAUACACUCUGCUUCCUUAUCUCUAUACUCUGAUGCAUAAAGCUCACACUGAGGGCAGUACUGUUGUCCGGCCCCUUCUCCAUGAGUUUACGGAUGAUAAGACAACAUGGGAUAUAGACCGUCAGUUCAUGUUGGGCCCUGCCAUCUUAAUCAGCCCUGUGUUGGAACGUAGCACAUUUGAGAUCUCUGCUUAUUUUCCCAAAGCGCUUUGGUAUGACUAUAGCAUGGAAACUAGCAGCAAAUCGAUAGGUGAGUGGAAAAUUCUGGAGGCUCCUCUUGACCACAUCAACCUUCACAUCAGAGGAGGCUACAUUCUGCCCUGGCAAGAGCCUGCAAUGAACACUCACUCCAGUCGACAAAAUUUUAUGGGAUUGAUUGUUGCUUUGGAUGACAAUGGGAAAGCUGAAGGCCAGAUGUUCUGGGAUGAUGGACAAAGCAUUGAUACCUAUGAAAAUGGAAAUUAUUUUUUGGCGAACUUUACAGCAGCUCAGAACAUCUUGCAAAUCCAGACCAUACACAAUAAGUAUUUGAGUGACUCAAAUCCACUAAAAGUUGGAUAUAUUAGAAUCUGGGGUAUGAACUCUACUACCUAUGUGACACAAGUCAGUUUCACCUAUGACGACCAGCAAUUUAUGGAGAGAAAUUUCCAGAGUGACCCUUAUAAACAGACACUAACUAUUCAAUUGACUGACAAGAUUAUCAACCUGGAAAAGUUAACUAAUGUUACUUGGAUUUAUGGUGGUCCUGUCCUUCCUACUCCAACUAAGACAAGUACCAUCCCAACGAGUUCUCAUCCUCCUCCAUCUACUACUAAUGCUACCAGUUCUGAGACUAUCACUGGUUUUGCCAGUGCAAAUACUACCACUGGCACUACUUCUACUGCUCCUAUCACAACCACAACUUUUCCCUAUACUGUUGGUGUUACAACUAGUACUACUGUUCCUGAUACAACUGCUCCUUUCCCAACAAGUACUACCAGUGCUAGGACUAAUGUUACUGUUCCUAUGACAACCACACCUUUUGCAACAAGUACUGUUGGUGUUACAACUAGUACUACUGUUCCUGACACUACUGCUCCUUUCCCUACAAGUACUACCAGUGCUAGCACUAAUGUUACUGUUCCUAUCACAACCACACCUUUUGCAACAAGUACUGUUGGUGUUACAACUAGUACUACUGUUCCUGAUACAACUGCUCCUUUCCCUACAAGUACUACCAGUGCUAGGACUAAUGUUACUGUUCCUAUGACAACCACACCUUUCGCAACAAGUACUGUUAGUGUUACAACUAGUACUACUGUUCCUGACACUACUGCUCCUUUCCCUACAAGUACUACCAGUGCUAGCACUAGUGUUACUACUGUUCCUAUCACAACCACACGUUUUGCAACAAGUACUGUUGGUGUUACAACUAGUACUACUGUUCCUGAUACAACUGCUCCUUUCCCUACAAGUACUACUAGUGCUAGCAGUGUUGCUAAUGUUCCUAUUACAACCAUGCCUUCCCCUACAAAUACUGCUGAUGCUAACACUAGUAAUACUUUUUCUAAUACCACUAUGCCUUCUCCUACAAGUAGUACUACUAUGAGUACCAGAGCUACUGUUUCCAUUUCAAUGACUUCUCUUCUGACAAGUACUGCUGAUGCCACCAUUAGUACUACUGUACUUAUUGCCACUACUCCUUCUCUAGCAAGUACUACUGAUGUUAGCACAAAUACUACUAUUUAUAAUAUAAGUACUCCUCUUCAAACAAGUACUACUAAUGCUAGCACUACUAAUGUUGCUAAUAUAACCACUACCUCUUAUACAAGUACUGAUGAUACUGUUCCAAUUACUACUAUUCCUUCUCUUGCAAAUACUGGUGUUGAUACUAGUAGUAAUAGUUUUUCUAUUAUGACCACUUCUUCCUCUGAAAGUAUUAAUGCUACAAACACUACUCUUAUGGUAACUACUUCUCCUGCAAGCACUGAUGUUGCUAGUACAAAUAAUGAAGCUUCUGUGACAAAUUCUCUUUUACCUACAAUGUCUGCUGGUGAUAGAACUAGUAAUAGUAUUUCCAUAUCAACUACUUCUUCUGGUAAUAUUGUUCCUAUUGUGACUACUCCUUCUCCAAGUACUGAUCCUAAUAGUACAGGUAAAAAUACUAUUCCUGGCAUAACUACUUAUUACCAAACUUCUCUCACCACUCCUACCCACACUCUUACUUCUAUUCCUAGCUCUACUACUCCUAUUUUGAGCAUGUUUCCAACAAGUAAUACAUUUACUACUGAUAAAAUUACUAAUUUUACUACCCCUAGAAAUGCAAACACCAUUAUUUUCAACACUCUUGAUACAAAAAGUGCCAUGAUAAUGGAUGCUACAGUUGCUACUACCAGCACCAAAGAUAAUACCAUGAGUCCAGAUACAACAGUUACUUCCACAGACAAAUUCACUACACACAUCACACAGUUCACUGCUCCCCAUUCUGCUACUACUACAACUCUAGGCUUAAGCCACACAUCAUUAGCUCCUACAAAUCUUCCUAGUCUAGGCACAGUAAAUAUUACUGAUGCAGAUAACUCUAACACUGUAACAGGUAACACCACACACAUUUCUGUUUCAAAUAUCACAAUACCCUCAGACACAAUAACAACUACUGGUCUACAUUUAGAAACUUCCCAUAUGGUAACAACAAAUUCUACUACUGAGGAGUAGUGGCUAGUUAUUUACCUAUUACUGCAAACUAGUGCUACCACAGGUACUGCAAAUAUUACCAAAUAUGCUUUAAAUACUACCACGCCUAAUAGCACAAUACGUACCUCUAGUACUGCACCUACUUAUAUUGCAAAUGCCAUAAGUGCUACUCUAGUUCCAUGA